AUGGUUCAUUCAAGACAAGCUUCAAUAAGCUCGUCAGUUAUGUCUGCUUCAAAUCAUCAUCAUCCACAAAAAAUUGGACCGUGGAAAUUAGGUAAAACUUUGGGUAGGGGCGCUACAGGUAGAGUUUUAUUAGCAACACAUCAAACAACAGGUCAAAAAGCUGCUGUGAAAGUAGUAUCUAAAGCAGACUUACAGGAAGAAGGAAAUAAUGAAAAUAAUCCAGAAGGUUUACCAUAUGGAAUCGAAAGAGAAAUUAUUAUAAUGAAAUUAUUAAAUCAUCCAAAUGUUUUGAGAUUGUAUGACGUUUGGGAAACAACAAAAGCUUUAUAUUUAGUAUUGGAAUACGUGGAAGGAGGUGAAUUAUUUGAUUUAUUAGUUGAAAGAGGCCCAUUACAAGAAAUCGAGGCAAUAAAAUAUUUUCGUCAAAUUAUACUAGGUACUGCUUAUUGUCAUGCUUUAGGUAUAUGUCAUCGAGAUUUAAAACCCGAAAAUUUAUUAUUGGAUUCACAGUUAAAUGUUAAAUUGGCUGAUUUUGGUAUGGCUGCUUUGGAAUGUAAUGGAAAUUUAUUGGAAACUUCAUGUGGUUCUCCUCAUUAUGCUGCGCCUGAAAUUGUUAGUGGAUUGAAAUAUCAUGGAGCUGCAUCAGAUAUUUGGUCAUGUGGUGUUAUUUUGUUUGCAUUAUUAACAGGUAGAUUACCAUUUGACGAUGAAAAUAUAAGAAAUUUAUUAUUAAAAGUUCAGGCUGGUACUUUUGAAAUGCCGUAUGAUGAAAUUAGUCAAGAAGCCCAAGACUUGAUUAAAAUGAUGUUGGAAGUUGAUCCUAAUAAAAGAAUAACGACUGAUAAAAUUUUGAAACAUCAAUUAUUAUUGAAAUACCCAAUCCCGAAUGAAGAUUUAAUUAGCGAAAAAUCUUUACCCCAUCCUGAAACAGCUUAUAAAUCGUUAGGUUCUGCUAAAAAUAUAGAUAAACAAAUAUUGUCGAAUCUAUCAAUAUUAUGGAAUGAUAGACCACAAGAUGAGAUAGUUAAUUGUCUUUUAAAAAAUGGGUCAAAUCCUGAGAAGACAUUUUAUGCUUUAUUAUUAAGAUAUAGACAUAAUCAAGAUGAUCAAAUAACAACUCCAAAAAAGUCAAACAGCCUUAGUAAUAAACAGAAUGGAGGUGGAAUUUCAGUUACACCUAAAAGAAAAAGACAAAGUCAAAUUAGUGUUUCAAGACCAACUUCUUUUCAAUAUAAAAAUGGCAAUAAUAGAGCAUCCAUGAUUAGACAAUCAGUUACUUCAGUCAAUAAUUCUCCACAAAAAAUACCAAAUAAAUCACCGAGAAAGAGAUUUUCAUAUGCUCAAUCACCAACUAAAUCGCCUAAUACUAAAAUUGAAUAUAAUGGUUCAGUUAAAGCUACGCCCAGAAAUAUCUAUAACGAAAUUGUCGAUGCUCAAAGUAAUCAAUCUAUUCCACCUUCGUUACCUUCAAAGGAUUCAUAUUUUCAAGAAUCACCAAAUGAAGUUUUACAACAAUCUGCUAAAAUAUCACCAUCGAAAAGAGCUUCAAUUAUCAGUAAAUCCAAUAAAAGACUAUCAAAGAGAAAAUCAAUACGAGCAUCAAUGACUAGUGGUUUGAAAAGAAAUUCAGUAACAAUGAAAUUAUUAUCAACAUACGCUAAAUUAUCUGGUGACAAUGAUUGGGAGUAUAUGGAUAAACAAACAAAGAGAACUUCGGCUACAUUUGCUGCAUUAUGUGAUAAAAUUUUUAAUCAAGAAGAUUACGAUGAAGAAGAUGAACAAUUAAUUGAUGAAGAAGAAAAGGAAGCAAGGGAAUAUGAAAGAUUAAUGGAAAUUGAAAGGAAAAAACAUGAAGCUGAAUUAAAAGCAAGAAAAGAAUUGGAAAAGAAGAAAAAGAGACAAAAGAGAAGAUCAAUUCUAAGUUCAAAGAAAUUAAGUAUUAUAGUGAAGAAUGAUUCUGAUCCAAAUAAUAGUGAACAAGAAAUGAUUACUGACAAUCUUGAACAACCAAAACGUCAGUCCAAAAAUUUCAAUACAUUAAGAGCAUUAUCUGAAGGUAAUAGACAAGAUGAACUAACGAUGGAAGAAGUUGAAAAUCUUAAAAGAAGAUCUGUUAGUCAACCAACUCCUAAAAGAAGACAAACACCAAUAUUGACAAGAAGACCAAUUUCAAGAUUAGAUCCAUUAUGGCAAGCACAUGAAAAUGAGCAAAUUGAAAGAGCCAAAGAUGCUCUUGAACAAGAAUGGAGAGAUGAUCAGAAACUGAAAAGAGAUUCAGCAGUACGUAAGAAAAUUAAUAGAGAAUCAAUGAUAUCGGUUAUGGAUGAAAUUGAAGAAGAAGAUAAUAAAAGACUUUCCAAAGAUAGUUAUUAUGAUAAAUCAAAAGAUUAUGAAUUACCUGAACCAACUGUUGAUAAUUCAAAUUUGACUGAUGAUUACAUGUUGGAAAUUAGAAAAUCAAGAUUAUUAAAUAGUCAGUUAAAUAUGAAAGGUAUAGUGGAUAAAAACAAAAAAGAAGUUGACAGAAAGACAUUGAUAAGCAAUGUCAAAAUACCAAAUGUUACCAGGAAAUCAAGAAAUUUUACUAAUUCAAACAAAAGACUUUCUGUAUUAUCAAUGUAUUCAACUAAAGAGUCAUAUAAUGAUUUAAAUUCAAUAAUAAAUGCACAUAAUCCAAAUGAAGAAAACGAAGAUAAUGAGAGAAAGAUGCCAAAUUUAAGAACUAGUUUUGCUGAUAGACUAGAUAAAGCUGGUUUACCUGAAGAUCAUGAAGAAUUUGAAAAAGGUUCUGUUAUGGAUUUUGAUGAGCAUUUAGCAAAUAAGAGAUAUUCCUAUUAUGACUCAAACAAAAGAGCUUCAAAAGCAUCGACUACUAAAAGAUAUAGUAAAGCUGGUGCAAGACCAUCAUCCAAAAUUCCUGCAUUACCAGAUGAUAAUUUUGAUGAUACAUUUACAAGUAAAAGUGAUGAAGUCCAUAAAAAGAAUUAUAAAUCAAUGAUUUCAGAUCAAAGUAGUGAUAAUGAUGACGUAUUUGAUAAGAUUAAAUUACCAGAAGGUAAAUCCUCAAAAUCAUCAAUUGAUGCAUUAGCAAAUGGUACAUCAAAUGGUCAUAAACAUAAAUCAAAACUACCAGGACAAGAAAUGCUAAUUCCUAAUUUCAAUAAUGAGAAUUCACAACCAAUGACCAAAGUUCGUAAUAACAAAAAAGAUACAGUACCUCCAACUCCACCACAACACGAAAAACCAAAGAAACCUUUGGAUGAUAAAACGAAUUAUCCUGAAUCACAACAAAAGAGAAAACAAUCAUUUUUCAGAAAAUUAUCAUGGGGUACGAAGAAAGAUGAAUCAUCACAAGAAAAAACAACUUCAAGUUCAAAUCAUGAUCAAGGUAAAAGUAGUAGAUUUUUCAGGUGGUUUUCAUCAUCAGAACCUACACCAUUGGACUCAGAAAUCAAAAAAUUUAAUACAAUUUUACCAAAACAUGAAAUGUCAACUGCUUUAUUCGCAUUAUUGAAAAGUUGGUCGAAUUUUGGUUUAAAGGAUUUACGAAAUGAUUCAGUUGGUGGUUAUAUUACAGGUUCAAUAUCGAAAUCAAAUUCGUUCAAUUUGAAGAGUUGUAAAUUUAGAAUCAAAAUAAAUCCAAGGGAGCAAAAUCAAAAGUCUGAAAUUGUUUGUGUUAGAGUUAAAGGUUCGAAAGUUACAACAGAUACAUUAUUCAAAGAAAUAGAAAAAGUUUUACUUAAAGAAGGAGUUUUAGAUCAAUAG
Messenger RNA from Insectozyma verbasci, 3765 nucleotides. The record is from the annotation of a GenBank genome assembly. Lineage: Eukaryota; Fungi; Ascomycota; Pichiomycetes; Serinales; Debaryomycetaceae.